Messenger RNA from Sphenostylis stenocarpa, 2034 nucleotides. The record is from the annotation of a GenBank genome assembly. NCBI's taxonomy places the organism in Eukaryota, Viridiplantae, Streptophyta, Magnoliopsida, Fabales, Fabaceae.
AUGGACCGGAGUGGGACUAGAAGAAAGAAAGAUAAGAAUUUGCUUUCUGAACAAGCGCUGCGACACUUGGGUAAGGGGCGCGAGCGAUCCUGUUCUCUCCAGCUGCCAACCACAAAAAGACCUGAUAGACCGGACUGGGACUUGCCCCGGAGGGGAAAAGAAAGAAAAUCAAAGAUAUUACUAGCGAUUUACAGUCUCCGUUGCUGGCCUAGUGCUCAGGUGGUUUGGCCAAUAGUGGGUCAAGAAAUAUGGAAUGGGGAUGUAGGGGGAGGGUUCCGAGGAAUACAAAGAACCUCUGGUUUUUUUCAAAUUUGGAGAGCAUCUGGAAUAACUAAUGAAUUACAACUCUAUUGUACUGCAAUUGGUGCAUUGGUCUUUGCAGCCUUAAUGCUUUUUGCUGGUUGGUUUCAUUAUCACAAAGCUGCUCCAAAAUUGGCUUGGUUCCAAGAUGUAGAAUCUAUGUUGAAUCACCAUUUGACAGGGCUCCUAGGGUUGGGGUCUCUUUCUUGGGCAGGACAUCAAAUACAUGUAUCUUUACCAAUUAACCAAUUUCUAAAUGCUGCAGUAGAUCCCAAGGAGAUACCACUUCCUCAUGAAUUUAUCCUAAAUCGGGAUCUUUUGGCUCAACUUUAUCCGAGUUUUGCCGCGGGAGCAACCCCAUUUUUUACCUUGAAUUGGUCAAAAUAUGGAGAAUUUCUAACUUUUCGUGGAGGAUUAGAUCCGGUAACUGGAGGUCUAUGGCUGACCGAUAUUAUACACCAUCAUUUAGCUAUUGCAAUUAUUUUCUUGAUAGCGGGUCACAUGUAUAGGACCAACUGGGGUAUUGGUCACAGUAUCAAAGAUAUUUUAGAGGCACAUAAAGGUCCAUUUACAGGCCAGGGUCAUAAAGGUCUAUAUGAGAUCCUAACAACGUCAUGGCAUGCUCAAUUAUCUAUUAAUCUAGCUAUGUUAGGCUCUUUGACCAUUGUUGUAGCUCACCAUAUGUAUUCUAUGCCUCCUUAUCCAUACCUAGCUACUGACUAUGGUACACAACUGUCAUUGUUUACACAUCACAUGUGGAUUGGUGGAUUUCUCAUAGUCGGUGCUGCUGCACAUGCAGCUAUUUUUUUUUAUGGUUUUCACAGUUUUGGUUUGUAUAUUCAUAAUGAUACCAUGAGCGCUUUAGGGCGCCCUCAAGAUAUGUUUUCAGAUACUGCUAUACAAUUACAGCCGAUCUUUGCUCAAUGGAUACAAAAUACCCACGCUUUAGCACCUGGCACAACAGCCCCUGGUGCAGCAACAAGUACCAGUUUGACUUGGGGGGGUGAAAAUUUAGUAGCAGUGGGCGGUAAAGUUGCUUUGUUACCUAUUCCAUUAGGAACUGCGGAUUUUUUGGUCCAUCAUAUUCAUGCAUUUACAAUUCAUGUAACAGUAUUAAUACUCUUCUUAAAGGGUGUUCUAUUUGCUCGUAGUUCACGAUUGAUACCGGAUAAAGCAAAUCUAGGUUUUCGUUUCCCUUGUGAUGGACCUGGAAGAGGGGGGACAUGCCAAGUAUCCGCUUGGGAUCAUGUCUUCUUAGGACUAUUUUGGAUGUACAAUUCAAUUUCAGUAGUAAUAUUUCAUUUCAGUUGGAAAAUGCAGUCAGAUGUUUGGGGUAGUAUAAGUGAUCAAGGGAUCGUAACUCAUAUCACAGGAGGAAAUUUUGCGCAGAGUUCCAUUACCAUUAAUGGAUGGCUCCGUGAUUUCUUAUGGGCGCAGGCAUCCCAGGUAAUUCAGUCUUAUGGUUCUUCAUUAUCUGCAUAUGGUCUUUUUUUCUUGGGUGCACAUUUUAUAUGGGCUUUUAGUUUAAUGUUUCUAUUCAGCGGGCGUGGUUAUUGGCAAGAACUUAUUGAAUCCAUUGUUUGGGCUCAUAAGAAAUUAAAAGUUGCUCCUGCUACUCAGCCCAGAGCCUUGAGCAUUGUACAAGGACGUGUUGUAGGAGUAACACAUUACCUUCUAGGUGGAAUUGCCACAACAUGGGCAUUCUUCUUAGCAAGAAUUAUUGCAGUAGGAUAA